Dreissena polymorpha is the source of this 4018-nucleotide messenger RNA. RefSeq lists its product as uncharacterized. The coding region runs from base 1202 to 2497 and encodes 431 amino acids. The transcript is spliced from 6 exons. NCBI's taxonomy places the organism in Eukaryota, Metazoa, Mollusca, Bivalvia, Myida, Dreissenidae. The record is from RefSeq and is a predicted model, not a curated record.
UCAACAAACAUUUUCGGUUUGAAAAUUUAAAGAACUAAAGCAAUCAAAUAUCGGCAAUACUAAUUUAUUUCUUUAAUGUGAGUGCAACUGUACAUAUUUGGGAUAUUGAAAAUGAACUCCCAACAGUUAAAAGCACUAAAUUUGGCUUCUAAAGGUCACAAUUUGUUUAUGUUGGGAUCCGCUGGCACCGGAAAAUCGUAUGUUGUGUCCGAACUCGCAAACCUUUUACACAGCAAAGGCUCCUGUGUUCAGGUGGCAUGUUCCACCGGGAUUGCCUGUGCAGUAUACGGUAGUGGAAGGCCCUAUGGUAUAAACACAGUUCACAAGUUCUUCGGUCUGUUAGACGGGCGACAUGAGCCUGAAGAAAUUGAGAACAUUGUACGUUUUAAUCCGAAAUAUUAAACAGUACUUGAAAACUUGACAAAAAUAGACUGUGUAAUAAUAGAUGAGUGUUCAAUGAUUAGCAGGAAGACUUUGGAUACCAUAUACAAUGUGUGUAAAAUAAAAAAAUCCCAAUUUACCAUUUGGUGGCAUUCAAAUUGUUUUAUGUGGUGAUUUUUAUCAACUUCCACCAGUGGUAAAUCUUAAAUACAAUGACACUGGUGAAUACUGUUUCCAUUGCAAUUUCUUUGAUGAUGUGUUCAGGCACAGGAUAGUUCUUGAUCAGAAUAUGCGAACAAAAUCAGGCGAGAUAUUUCUAACUUCUACAGUUCAGAGUGUGUUUGAAGGAAAUUGUAGUGACGAAGUAAAUGCAUUUUUGAACUCGUUAUCAAGGCCUCUGUCUUCAAGAAGAUCAGCACGAAGCACAAAGCUUUUCGCCACCAAUGCAUUAGUCGAUGACUAUAACCGAACUGCGAUGAUGAAACAUCCAGGUGAUUUAUUUGAGUUUUUUGCAAAAGAUCAGGGACAUGCAAAAGACUUGGAGAGAAUAGGUGCACCCAAAAUGCUGUGGAUAUAAAACGGAUGUCCUGUUCAGUUAAUUCACACAUUGAGUGAAAAACUUGUAAAUGGUGUAACAGGCAUAGUGCAAGCAUUAACUGCUGAAAAGGUUGUGGUAGAGUUUCCCUCUGUAAACACCACCAGAGAAAUUCUUAAAAUUUCAUUCACAGUGUUCAAUCCAAAGGAUAAUAGAGUUACUGCCGAACGAGAGCAAUUCCCUUUAAAACCUGCAUUUGCUCUGACAAUUCACAAGUCACAGGGAAUGACAUUGGAGAAUGUUGAAAUCGACUGUCGCUCCAUAUUUCAACCUGGGCAGUUAGGCGUGGCAAUUUCUAGAGUGAGAAGUGUAGAAGGCUUGCGUGUUGUCAACUUCCAUCCGCGUUACUUGCUGAAGCCUACAAAAGAAGUAACAGACAUCAUGAAUGGUGCAGGGUUCGAACCACAAGAAGACCUGUCAUGCUGUAGGAAGACGAAAACAUUGAGUAUGGCGUGUGGUGAGCAACAUACACCAAUGGAUGCAUAUCAUCAACCACCAAAUGUACCAACUUCUACUGAAAGGAAUACUGACAAUGAACACAAAAAAACAACAAUUACCAGUUAUACCGCCCCGGAUGAUGAUGAAGAUGAAGAUGAUCAGCUUGAUGAUGAUUUCAAUGAAAUUAUUAGUGCGUUAAUAAAAAGUGAAGCACAAGCACAGACAUAUGAACUAAAUGACUUUAACAUUCAGGAUUUUAAAGAAAAUUUAAAAUUUAAACAUCCAGUAACCAACACACAAGUGCAAAUUAAUGGUAUUGUUGACAGAAUUGAUGAAUCAAAUUUGAUAAAAUUUGUAAAGAAAAUUUAUUUAAAACUGAAUGAUAUUGAAAUGGAUUUUACAGUGUCUGAUGACAAGAAGUCCAUACCAGAGAAAUGUUUGGUGCAAUUUUACAAACAGUUGCACAUUUUUUUAACAGGAACAUCAUAUAAAAUGGACUGUUUAAUGCUAUUUAACACUGAAAAAACAUUUGCAAACCAACACAUGGCAGUUUGCCAUGAAAUAGUUGAAAAAAUACGUAUUUUAUUUCUUGAAAAAAAGGUAGAUAUGUUGUGUCUUUCAAACAACCGAAUGCUUAAGAGAAUUGUUACGGAUACAGACAAAGCACGAGUCCGUUAUGUUGCAGGCUAUUGUGUAUCAAAAUUAAAACAUAAGUAUGUAAAGUCACUCAAGACACACCAGUUUAAAACCUCACAAUCAUCCAAUUCAAUUUACCACAACUCAAAAAUUGCUUUACAAUUAUUAGAUGUUUUAAAAGAAAAUGAUUUGUAUAUUAAAGAAGUAACAAGCCAUCCAGAUUCUUUGCUGGACAUUGAAAGAAAACAAAAUAAUGCUGGUGGUCUUACAAAUGUGACUGAUGAAGUUUUUACAUUUUUCUUUGAUUUAACUGGUGCAUGUAUUUCAACUGUAACAAAUGAAAAUUUAAUGAAUUAUGGGAAAAAUAUGCAUGAAGAAUGUUACAACAUAGUUCGUAAUGAUAACAAUAUGUUUGAAAAUUUGUUAGCAUUGUUUCCAAAAAAUUAAAUGAAAAAAACAUGCAAACAAUUGGUCCUGAAGAAGAUUUUUCUGUUAAUGAAUCAAUAUCAACUUUGCUUUGUUUGACAACCAAUAUUUUUGACAUUUACAAUCAUUUAGUAAAAAAGUAUUUGAUGGUGUUGUUGGGACAGUUUAGAAGAGAUGUAAAAUCACAUUACAAGCUUGAAAAAACAAUGGCCCAUAGAAAACAAAUCAAAGUGAAACUGGACUCAAAAAUAAAAAAAAUUAAUAAAAAUAAAAAAAUGCAAAUUGAUUGUAAUAACAAUGAAAUUUCUAAAAAAAAAAAGAAACAGAUUUAAAUCUGGUUGUGCAGUGUGAGCCUCAGCCUGGACCUUCAACUGAGGUUACUAUGGACGUUGGUCAUGAAAUUGAUUCGGAAAUUGCUGACAAUGAUCUAUGUCAAAAAUGUUUUAAAAAUAAAGAUGAUCAGUGGAUUUAAUGCGACUCUUGUAAUAAAUGGUUUCACAGAAAAUGCUCUGGAAUAAGAACUGCAAAAUUGUGGUCUAAAUUCUCAAAACUAAAUGCUUCAUGGUUGUGUAUAGAGUGCAAAUGAAUGUGUAUUUUUGUAAUUGUGAAAUUCUCUCUUUACAAAGCAUGUAUAUGUAUAUGUAUAUAUAUAUAUUAUCCCAAAUGUAUAUAUAUUUAAGAGUUAAAUAUCUACCUUCAUUUUACAGAAACCGACCAAAUAUUAUUUUUUUUAUAGAAUUGAUGUCUUCCGAUAAUGAAUCUGUAUUAAGAAAACUGAGUGCUUUUGUCCAUGUAGCAUUUUUAGUUAGAUCUGCGAAGAUGUAUGUGCCCUUUUGAUGUAUUUUUGCCCAAAAACUAGAUGAAAUAUGUAAAUUGCUGCUGUUCCUGUGUUUGUAUGUGAAUGUAUAAUGAGUGUUCUUGUUUACGCCUCAUUAGUUUUGUUUGUCGAGUCAAUGUUUGUUACCAAUUACGCAUUAUGUACUGAUUAGUAUGAGAACUCCUCUUAAAUUAAACGUAUUUCAUGUUUGUCAUCUAUCUAUGUAUGCUGCCGACUAUGUGCCUUGGCUGUAUACUCAGUAUUCUGCGUGAGUUCAUGUUUUACUCUCUUUAGGUUUUGUUAUGUAGAGUACUUGAACGAUAACAUUAAUGCAAUAUGUAUUGAUAAGUAUGAGUAAUCCUCUUAAACAUUUUUAUUACGGUCAAUAUGUAUUUCUUGCUGUAAAAUACUUAUUGACACUACUUAUGUAACUAUUAUAAUUUCAUGUGCUUGAAUUAAUUGUGUACAUGUGUUUAUUACUGUAAAUAUUAUAUUGUUUAUACUAAAAUUUGUCCACAUGGGCCAAUGGCCUUCUGGAAAUGAUGUAAAUAAAAUCUAAAAUCUAAAUCUAAAUAUUUAUAUAUAUAGCACAACACUUUGUGAUACAUGAUGCAUGUAUGAAGGAAAUUAUAUUGUGCAUUCAAAUAUCCAAUUAUGUGUGAUUGUAGUCAAAUUACCAAAUUGUGAUAUAUUUUAUUAAAAAUUUGAUUAUUUAUUUAUGUAAU